Oldenlandia corymbosa var. corymbosa is the source of this 3267-nucleotide messenger RNA. The record is from the annotation of a GenBank genome assembly. Lineage: Eukaryota; Viridiplantae; Streptophyta; Magnoliopsida; Gentianales; Rubiaceae.
AUGCCUAAAGAGCUUCCUGGGUUCUACUAUGAUGAGGAGAAAAACAGAUACUUCCCCAUUAAGGGUCCAAUCCCUGGUUCUUCUAGGAAGCGGAAAAUACCAUCUUCUUCCUCGUCAGAUGUCCCUGAAACCCCAGCUUCCCAGGUAAAUAAGAUUAAGAAAUCAAUGAGAUGUGUGAAUAAGCUGCUUCAGUCCAGGGAGCUUUGUGGAAACCUAAUCCCUUGUAGGACACGGAGGUUAAACUUUCAAACAGAAUACAAGAAGAAACUGGCUUCGGUCCCUAUGAUUUGGAAAUAUCAAGGGACUGAAAAUGAGGUUGCCAAUGCUGUGGAACAAUUAAGGAUUUCUGUCAAUGGGCCAAUUGGCGUAACUGAUACUGAUGUCCUGUUAGCUGGCGGUUUAAAUGGGAUAUUGCGUGUUUUUCCCAUUGGAGAAGUGGGGCCAGAAUAUGGGGAUGAAGGGAACUGCAAAUCAGAAUGCGUGUGGCCAACUAAUAUAGGAAGUGAACCAGAAUGGACAAAUCCAUGGAAUCUUUUGAAGCCUUUUCCUCCUUCUAUUCUGCCUUCCGAAAUAUCCUGUAUCAGGCAGCGGCGCCAUAUGCCUGUUGAUGAGGCCUCAGCAAGGGAUGUGUUAGUGACUACCAUGGGUUCCGGAGCAUCCAGAGGUGUGGUUUUCCUUUUUGACUUCAGUGGCCCAGUGGAAUACGGCUAUGCUUGUCAGACACUUGCUUCAGUUGAGAGUACAAUUUGGGCUGCAGAGAGCUGCAGCAGGGAUCAAGUGGUGAUUGGGACGGAUCGAGGUGCUACUUUGAUAGGAGUGGAAACUGGACUGUUAUCACAUAUUUUGCGCUGUAAAAGUGAUGUCUUUUCCCUACAAGUUGACCACUCGGGAAAGAACAUUUUGUGUGGCCUACGAAACGGAGCAAUUGCACUGGUUGAUACUCGCCAAAAAUGUCAAGUGCUUCCCUCGCAACGCCAUCAUGCUUCUUCAGGAUUGAAGUUACAAACCAAGAUAUCUUGCAAUAACAUACAUAUGCCAUCAUCCGUCUCUUGCUUGAAGUGUCUCCAGCUUUCUGAUCAAUACUUCAUAGCAAGCUCCAUGGAUGGAUCGAUGAAACUAUAUGAUCAACGUCUGAUCCAAAAAGGUGCUGUACAAUCUUAUGACGGCAAUGUAAAUGCUCACACCCACAUUCAAUUUGGAGUAGACCCUUUGGAGGAAAUUGUUGUAUCAGGUGGUGACGACUGCAAUUUACGGCUUUGGAGUAUAAAGUCAGGUGAAAUGCUUUUCCAGGGUAAAUUCAUGAGUUCCGUCCCCGCAGUUGUCUGUUGGCCUGAAAUUGGAGGUAUUUCAAGAAAGAGGGGUUUGUUACGAGAAAACUACGACUAUUGGGAGAAGUUCUGUGAAUGGGGAGUGUGGGUUGGGUCUCGUGACGGACUAUUUUACGUGGACUGGGAGCUCGUUGGGAGGUUUCACUGGGAGAUAGUUACAAUUAGCAAGGCUUUGGAUUCCGAGAAAAUGGAUAAUGAUGACUGUGAUAGCAUUGACUGGAAUACCGAUGACGAACUAGAGAUAUCCAAUGUCCCGCCCGGUGGUUUUAGUUUAUCUGCUUCGGGUACUGGUGCUUGUGUUCUUAAUGGAGCGGAAAGCUCAUCGGCACGCUCUGCAAACAUCCAGCUGAUCCAGCGUUUGUUAGUUAUGGGAUUUCCAGACAAAUUAGUCAUGAAAGCUAUCGAAGAACAUGGCGAAGAUACUGCUGAAUCCACCAUUGUUGAGGCAAUUCUCACAUAUCAAACUCUUGAACAAGAUACUGAGGAGCAAAAAUGUACAGAUGUUGCUGAAAGCUCGUCAGACUAUGAUGAGAGCCAACUGUAUCUAUCUGAGUCAGAUAGCUGGGCUGAUAUUUGUUCUGAAGAUGAGGAAAAUAAUGAUUUCUUGUCAGAAAAAGAUAAAAAAAGACGCACCUUAGAGAGGAUGGGCUUUUCGGUUGAUGAUGCUGAAAUAGCUAUUGAAAGAUGUCCAGAAGCUUCGGUUGAUGAAUUAUCAGAUUUCAUUUUGGCGGCUCAAAUAGCAAGGGAAGAAUCGGCCAAUCUUCCUGCCCAAUUGAAGCCAAAGCUGAACUACUCUUGUGGUGAAGAUGGGAAAAGGAAGAAACAUAAUGUGCAUCAAAAUUCGCAAAAGAGUAAAAAGCAGAGGCAAAUGUUGGUUGAAGAGGGUCCUCUGAUUCGCCUUCCGAAACCAAUGAUAGGCUUCGGUGUGCCUUCAUCAGAUUUCCGUGUCACAGAGAGGAAUCUCCCAGAGCAGGCAAUUGGGCCUCCAUACUUCUAUUAUGAGAAUGUUGCUUUGACUCCACAAGGUGUGUGGGAUACAAUCUCAAGAUUCUUGUAUGAUAUUGAACCUGAAUUUGUUGAUUCCAAGUACUUUUGCGCUGCUGCAAGAAAGCGUGGUUAUGUUCAUAACUUGCCCAUCAAGAAUAGGUUUGAGCUUCUCCCGACACUUCCCCUAACCAUACGCGAAGCGUUCCCAUUGACCAAUAAGUGGUGGCCCUCUUGGGAUACACGGACGCAUCUGAAUUGCUUGCAGACUGCAAUUGGGAGUGCAAGGUUGCAGGAAAGGAUUCGGAAAGCUGUAGAAGGGUAUAAUGGGGAUCCUCCUGAACAUGUGAAGAAGUACGUCAUGUAUGAAUGUCGAAAGUGGAACUUGUUGUGGGUUGGAAGGAACAAGGUAGCGCCCUUAGAGCCUGAUGAAUUUGAAAUCCUAUUGGGUUUUCCAAAACAUCAUACAAGGGGUGGUGGAAUGAGUCGAACGGAUAGAUACAAGUCACUGGGCAACUCGUUUCAGGUUAACACCGUGGCAUACCACCUAUCUGUCCUAAAGCCAUUGUUCCCCGACGGCAUAAAUGUCUUAUCUCUGUUCUCUGGCAUUGGUGGUGGAGAAGUUGCUCUCCAUCGACUUGGAAUACGUUUGAAGAAUGUUGUAUCCGUUGAGAAGUCUGAAUGCAAUAGAGAUAUUGUCCGGAGCUGGUGGGAACAAACUAAUCAGAGAGGCAACCUUUACCAUUUAGACGAUGUGCAGAGUUUGGAUGCCGACGAGCUAGAGAGGUGGAUAGAUAGAGUUGGAGGUUUCGAUCUCAUCAUUGGUGGGAGUCCAUGCAACAAUCUAGCAGGUAGCAACAGAGUUAGUAGGGAUGGAUUGGAGGGCAAAGAGUCCUCAUUGUUUUAUGAUUAUUUUAGGAUUUUGGAUGCUGUUAGGUCUAGCAUGCGUAGGUGA